Messenger RNA from Nelumbo nucifera (sacred lotus), 1667 nucleotides. Lineage: Eukaryota; Viridiplantae; Streptophyta; Magnoliopsida; Proteales; Nelumbonaceae. The record is from RefSeq and is a predicted model, not a curated record.
AUGAGUUGAAUCAAGGAGCGGUGGAACAACUGGAUCCCUCCACCCCACAGCCACAGACAGAGAUUAGCCCCAAGUAUUAGUUGCAACCCAUCUUGGUAAAAGACUUCUUAUGCCAUAUGCCAUUUGAUAUGGUAAAAUAAACCAAAAAGUACCAAAUCGAUCCAUCCACUUGUCUUAAACUUAAUAACAAACCCCCCCCGCUCUCUUUCUUUCUCACUUCUUUCUCCCAACCCAGUCCAUAUGCGAAGAAAGCAGAGCGAGAAGAGGCAUAAAGUGAUCAGAAGAAAUGGCAUCAUUCGACAAUGACUCCUCCAAAUCUGGAUCUACAGCUGCUGCUGUUAUCAACGGCGGUAACACGACGUCGGCGGCCGCUGCUCCUCCACAAGGCCGUAAGACAGCCUUGAUCACUGGCAUCACCGGCCAGGACGGUUCCUACCUUACUGAGUUCCUCCUCAACAAGGGCUACGAUGUCCAUGGCCUCAUUCGCCGCUCCUCCAACUUCAACACCCACCGCAUCAACCACAUCUACAUCGAUCCCCACAAUUCCCAUAAGGCCCGCAUGAAGCUACACUACGCUGACUUGACUGACGCCUCCUCCCUUCGCCGCUGGCUCGACACCAUCCUCCCCGACGAGGUCUACAACCUCGCUGCCCAGUCUCAUGUUGCCGUCUCCUUCGAGAUCCCCGACUACACCGCUGACGUCGUUGCCACUGGUGCCCUCCGCCUCCUGGAAGCCGUUCGAUCCCAUAUCUCCGCCACUGGCCGCACUCACAUCCGCUACUACCAGGCCGGAUCUUCCGAAAUGUUCGGAUCUUCGCCACCUCCUCAAUCGGAAUCCUCCCCAUUUCAUCCCAGAUCGCCCUAUGCUGCAUCCAAGUGCGCCGCGCAUUGGUACACCGUCAAUUACAGGGAAGCCUACGGCAUCUUCGCAUGCAAUGGGAUUCUCUUCAAUCACGAAUCGCCCCGCCGUGGUGAGAAUUUCGUGACUCGGAAGAUAACUCGAGCAGUGGGCCGGAUCAAGGUUGGGCUGCAGAAUAAACUGUUUUUGGGCAAUUUGCAGGCCUCGAGGGACUGGGGUUUUGCGGGAGAUUACGUCGAGGCAAUGUGGUUGAUGCUUCAGCAGGAGAAGCCAGACGAUUACGUGGUGGCAACGGAGGAGUCUCAUACGGUGGAGGAGUUCCUGGAGGUGGCAUUUGGGUAUGUUGGAUUGAAGUGGAGAGAUCAUGUGGUGAUCGAUAAGCGGUAUUUCAGGCCUGCCGAAGUGGACAAUUUGAAAGGGGAUUCAACCAAGGCGAGGCGUGUACUGGGGUGGAAGCCCAAGGUUGGAUUCGAGCAAUUGGUGAAGAUGAUGGUGGACGAGGACAUCGAAUUGGCGAAGAGGGAGAAGGUUCUCGUUGAUGCUGGUUACAUGGAUGCACAGCAGCAGCCUUGAUUAUCGGAAUGAUGGGUUCGUCUUUGGCUCUUUGCUAUAACAAGCACAAGGUUUUGGGUUUUCAGUCUCUGUUUUCACUUUUCAGUAGGGUUAAUGCAAUGUAAGAUCCUCAUUUUUUUUUUAUCGUUGUUGUUGUUGUUAUUACAUGUAUUCUCACGUCUUCUUUUCAUUUCAUGAUUGAUUGAUAUUCAUAGAUCCAAUAUUAAAUUCCAGUAAUUCGAUGUAAUUUCCACUA